Chrysemys picta bellii (western painted turtle) is the source of this 1203-nucleotide messenger RNA. RefSeq names its product nucleoprotein TPR-like. Lineage: Eukaryota; Metazoa; Chordata; Testudines; Emydidae. The record is from RefSeq and is a predicted model, not a curated record.
GCCCAGUCCCGCCUCCCUCCCCUCCCCGCGGCAGCUUCUGCAGAGAAACGAAACCAAAGCCCGGGCGGGGCGGACCCGAAAGCGACCAGCUGGGAUUUCCCGGGGCCUGGCGCGUCCCGUCGGGCCGAGCGUGUGGCCGCCCGCCUGGCUCCGGCUGGGCCCUCUGACCCCGAUGGGCGACCCCGGGGGUCUCGCCUGGGGCAGCAGGAAGGUCUGGCUCGCCGUGGCCAUUGUGGAACUCGCCAUCGUCCUCAUCCUGGCAGCCGGGCUGGGCCACUUUGUGGCCACGGAGCAGUGGCUGCACAGCGACGUGCUGGGCCUGCGGGAGGAGCUGGCCCGUGCCAACUGGACCCUGCAGGAGAUGCAGGAGAGCUCUGACGUGUGCAGGAACCACACGCAUGUCCUGCAGAAGAAUGUCAUCAACCUGACCCAGGAGGUCACCCGGUUAAAUAGCGACAUUGCCCAGCAAGAGGUGGAAAAAGGCAGGUUACAAGAUGAAAUUAGCACCUGGAAAAACAAGGUCCAGCAUCUCCAGGAGCAAAAGGAUCAGUACCACAGGGAGGUCAGCUGGCUACAGCAGCAGCUCCAAAGACACCAGGAACUUCGCUCCAGUGUGGGCAGUGCCAGGCUCCCCCCCCUCCUGCCUCUGCUGGCAGCCCCCCUCGCUGCACUGCUUGUCUGAACGGAGCCAGGCAGGGAGCAGAGUCAGCACCCAGGACGGAGUCCCCCAGCUGAGAGACCGGGACUCUCCCAGGGAAUAAGCAGCACUGGACCCUGUGGCCGGCACAUGCUCCUCGUGGAGGAAGCCUCAUCUCCUGCCAGAGGACUGUUUACUGAGGGGGGGGGGGCUGUGACGGACGAGGGGGACGCAGUGACAAGUCCAUGGAUGGAGAUGACCCUGCACUACAGUUUAGACACGUCACCCAAAGCCCCAGAUGACAGUUGCACCAAGUUGGGCCUGUGACAUCCUACUUGGGUAGGAAACACCAAUGGACCGCCGACAUUUUUUCAGAGGUGGCCACUGAUUUGGGGUGCCCGGUUUUGGGGUGCCCCUGGCCCCCACAUGAGUCACACCCAGUCUGGGACCCAGCGACAGCAUCACCUGCUCUCACGCUUAGGGAAAGGGGAGGGGGGAUUAAAGUGACUAACAACCCAGCCCUCGGCCGGGAGAACGUUGGCAGAAUAAAUAGGCUUUGCUAUUCA